AUGCAGGUGGUAUCUGGAGAAGAAUCAGGCCAGGAAUCUGGAUCUGAGUCAGAGAAGAACUCUGGUUCAGGUUCUGAUAAUGAGUCAAAGAGCAGUGCAUCAUCCAAGUCUGUCUCCAGAUCAGGUUCAGGUUCAGCCUCAGGUUCUGAGAGUUCUUCAGGCUCAUCCAAAUCUGGAUCUGGUAGUGGUAGUGUAUCGGACUCAGACAGAUCGUCUCAAGAGAAGAGUAGUGAACCUAGCCCCACUAAGAGUAGUCCUGGCAAGUCUCGCCAGUCUGCCUCUGAUCUUAAGCAGGUAAAGAAGAAUGAAUCUUCAGCAACAAAACAGAAAACAGAGUGUUGGGAGGACAACCCAGAUGUUUAUGGGAUUCGACGUUCAGGUCGCUCGAGAAAAGAACCUGACAGAUUAAAUGCAGCUGAGAGUGACUCCAGUGAAAGAGGAAAAAGGAAAGUUAUUAUAAAGAAAUCUUCAAAAAGGUCAGACACCUGGAAUUCAGAUACAUCAAAUUCUGACUCUGAAGAAGAAAUUGAGAGACCGCUUCCAAGUAAACCACCUUCAAGGAAGAAUACACCAUCGAAGCCCAGACAUAAAGUUGAAAUCAAGAAGGUAUCACGUCGGAAAUACAGUGAAUCAUCAGAUGAAUCUAGCUUCAACAGUGAUGAUGACAAUGAAAGUCGGAGGCAUGCAAAUCGUCGUACUGCAGCUGCAGUGAGUUACAAAGAAGAUAGUGAUGAAGAAAAAACAGGCUCAGAAGACCUUGUGGAAGUGGAAUGGAAUGAGACAGAGACUCCAGCAGAACCAGAUAAUGCAGAGACCAUUGAGAAAAUACUUUCAUAUCGACGUGGGAAGAAGGGAGUGACUGGCAAUACUACAACUAUUUAUGCUGUGGAGGAAAAUGGUGACCCAAACAAGGAUUGUGAUCCAGAAGAUCUUGAAAAGACAGAAGUGCAUUACCUCAUAAAAUGGAAAGGAUGGUCCCACAUACAUAACACAUGGGAAUCUGAACAGUCUCUGAAAGGCCAAAAAGUGAAGGGUCUCAAAAAGCUUGAAAACUUUGUGAAGCGUGAGGAAGAGCUAGCAGCGUGGAAGCAGCAUGCAUCACCAGAAGACAUUGAAUACUUUGAAUGUCAGCUGGAGUUGCAAAAUGAAUUGCUUAAGAGUUAUAAUAAUGUAGAAAGGAUUAUAGCUGAAUUUGUUAAACCAGAGGGUGCACAUCCUGAUUAUUACAUCAAGUGGGAGAGUUUACCCUAUGCAGAAGCCACUUGGGAAGAUGGUUCCAUUAUUGAAAAGAAGUGGCCAAAAAAAAUAAAAGAGUUUCAGGACAGAGAAGAAUCUAAGCAAACACCCUCAAAACACUGCCGUGUUUUGAAACAUAGGCCAAAGUUUGUUCAAGUAAAAAGCCAACCAGAAUAUAUGGGUGGAGAUCAGGUUCUAGUAUUGCGAGAUUAUCAGCUGGAUGGUCUUAAUUGGCUCAUACAUUCUUGGUGUAAAGAAAAUUCUGCAAUUCUUGCUGAUGAAAUGGGUCUGGGAAAGACUAUACAGGCAAUAUGUUUGCUGUACUACUUAUUUCAUCACCAUCAGUUAUAUGGUCCAUUCCUUGUUGUGGUACCCCUGUCCACAAUGACUUCUUGGCAACGCGAGUUUUCUCAGUGGGCACCAGAAAUGAACAUAGUCACAUAUCUUGGAGAUAUUAACUCACGGAACAUUAUUCGACAGUUUGAAUGGUGCUACAGUGGUUCAAAAAGACUCAAGUUUAAUGCAAUUCUCACUACCUAUGAGAUUGUAUUAAAAGACAAAGCACUUCUGGGUAGUCUGAGUUGGGCUGCACUGCUAGUGGAUGAGGCUCAUCGCCUGAAGAAUGAUGACUCUCUCUUGUACAAGGCAUUAAUGGAGUUUAAUACAAACCAUCGUUUACUUAUUACUGGAACACCUUUACAAAACAGUCUGAAGGAAUUAUGGAGUCUACUGCAUUUCAUUAUGCCUAACAAAUUUGCUUCAUGGGAAGAAUUUGAGAAAGAACAUGAAAAUGCAGCGCAGAAAGGGUAUUCCAAGUUGCACAGGCAGCUUGAGCCAUUCAUCAUACGCAGAGUUAAGAAAGAUGUGGAGAAAUCGUUGCCUGCCAAGGUUGAACAGAUACUGCGUGUAGAGAUGACAUCACUUCAGAAGCAAUACUACAAAUGGAUUCUUACAAAAAAUUACAAUGCAUUGAGGAAAGGCGUGAAAGGUUCAUCAACAACUUUCCUUAAUAUUGUGAUUGAAUUGAAGAAGUGCUGCAAUCAUGCUUUUCUGACAAAGCCUGUGGAUUAUGAACAAAGGCCAUCUCCUGAAGAACAUAUUCAGCAGCUGAUAAGAGGGUCUGGAAAAUUGGUAUUGCUUGAUAAACUGCUAGUUCGGUUGCGUGAGACUGGUCACCGAGUGCUUAUAUUCUCUCAGAUGGUUAGGAUGUUGGACAUACUGGGUGAAUACUUACAGCUGCGACACUUUCCUUUUCAACGAUUAGAUGGAAGUAUUAAAGGUGAACUCCGGAAGCAGGCAUUGGACCAUUUCAAUGCUGAAGGUUCUCAGGACUUCUGUUUCUUGUUGUCAACAAGAGCUGGAGGUUUGGGUAUCAACUUAGCUACUGCAGACACUGUAAUCAUCUUUGAUUCUGACUGGAACCCACAGAACGAUUUGCAAGCUCAGGCUCGAGCACAUAGAAUUGGACAAAAGAAUCAGGUGAACAUUUAUCGGCUGGUAACACGCAGUUCAGUGGAAGAAGAGAUUGUAGAACGGGCAAAGCAAAAGAUGGUACUAGAUCACUUAGUGAUCCAGCGUAUGGACACAACAGGCAGGACUGUAUUGGACAAAAAGGGCUCUACUAGUACAACACCAUUCAAUAAAGAAGACUUGACUGCUAUCCUGAAAUUUGGAGCUGAAGAAUUGUUCAAAGAUGAAGAGGAUGGCGAUGAAGAACCAACGUGUGAUAUUGAUGAGAUCUUGCGGCGAGCAGAGACUCGUGAUGAAGCUCCUGCCACAGUUGGUGAUGAGCUUCUUUCAGCAUUUAAAGUGGCAAGUUUUGCAGCUUUUGAAGAAGACAAAGAGGUUCCUAGUACAGAGCAGGAACCAGAUGAUGAGAGUAAAGACUGGGAUGAGAUAAUUCCGGAAAACUUUCGCAAGAAGGUCGAAGAAGAAGAACGUCAAAAGGAAAUGGAUGACUUAUACUUACCACCACGGAGUCGUAAAACAUUACAACAAAUCAACGAAUCUGAUAGUGAUGGUGAAGGAGGUAGUCGAGGAACAAAACGGCGGAAGAAAACUGAAGAAUCAGAAUCCAGUGAGGAAGGGAGUGAUGAAGAGAGACCAAGGAAGAGGGGACGACCCCGUGUCACUCCUCGUGAGAAUAUUAAGGGAUUCACUGAUCAGGAAAUACGCCGGUUUGUGAAGAGUUUCAAGAGAUUCCCUGCCCCAUUAAAACGUUUGGAAGCAGUAGCAUGUGAUGCAGAGCUGCAGGAAAAACCACUGGCAGAACUUCGCCGGUUGGGUGAACUGUUACGAGAGCGAUGCACAAAUUCCAUGACAGAAUUGCAAGCACAAAAGGAAAAUGAGUCCACACUUAAUGAGGACAGUAAUCUUUCAGUCCCUGCUCAGAAACGACGUGGACGUGGACCAUCCUUCAAGCUAGGUGGAGUAUCAGUGAAUGCAAAGAGUGUGAUGGCAGCUGAGAAAGAGUUGGAAGUACUUGAUGAGACCUUACCAAGUGAUCCUGCUGAGAGGCGGAAGUGGAUUCUUGAUGCAAGGGUGAAGCCAGCCAAUUUUGAUGUGCCUUGGGACAUAGAGGAUGAUUCUAAAAUAUUACAAGGCAUAUAUCAGUAUGGAAUAGGUUCAUGGGAAGCAAUAAAAAUGGAUCCAUCACUUGGCAUUAGUGAUAAAAUUCUUGCCAAUGAAGAUAAAAAACCUCAAGCGAAACAUCUUCAGACAAGGGCUGAGUACCUGCUCAAAGUGCUGCGUAAACAUUUGGAUAAUAAAAGCGGCGUGGCAAAACCAAAGCGUCAGCGUAAGACACGUGAGGCUAAGGCAGUUCUAACAAAAGAGAUCAUUGAAGAUGACUUAACAUCAGGAGAUGAAAACACCAGCAAUACUGUAGCUUCUAGCAGCACUCUGGCUCCUCCAAAGCGACCACCCAAAGGAAAACCUGAGAAAGUCAAAAUCAAGUCUGAAGGAGAUGCAGAAGAACCAAAGAGUGAUACCCCUGAAGACAAGGAUAAGGAAGAGACUGUAAACAAAGAAGAACAUCGCAAAGAGAAGAAAAAGUUCAAAAAAGAGAAAAAGGAAUCAAGAAAAAAGAAAAAACCAACUGGACCCAUGCAUUUCACAGCCAACAGUGAGCCUCGAGCACUUGAAAUCAUUGGAGACUUGGAACCAUCUGUGUUUAAUGAAUGCAAGGAGAAGAUGCGUCCAGUGAAGAAAGCUUUGAAAGCCUUGGACAAUCCUGAUCAAUCUCUCGCAGAGCAAGAACAAGUCAAUCAUACAAGGCAGUGUUUGCUGCAAAUUGGUGACCAGAUUAACAGAUGUCUGUCUGAAUACAAGGAUCCUGACAAAGUGAAAGAGUGGAGAAGUAACCUGUGGUAUUUUGUGUCUAAAUUCACUGAAUUUGAUGCCAAAAAAUUGUUCAAAUUGUACAAACAUGCUGUAAAGAAGGAUCAGGAUAAGAAAGGACCAGAGAAGAAGAUAAAAGUAGAAAAGGGGGAUAAAGAAGAAGUGAAAACAAGUGAGUCAAAAGAGGAUAACCGUAAUCGAACUCAAGGCAAGCGGCAUAUUGAUGAAGAGAAGGAUCCUGAAAAGGAUACAUAUGUGACACCUGUUAAAAGGCCAUAUGUGCAGUCAGAUGUAAGUCGAAGUCGUGAUAAGGAAGAACGUGGCCGUGACAAGGAGCGAAGUAAAAAAUCAAGUAGUGAUCCUAGAAGUGAUCGCUCAUCCCGAGAACAUGAUCGUAAUAAAGACAGUGGACGUAUUCAUAAAGACAGUGGAGGUAGCUUACCUCUGACCCCAACCCAUCAGCGAAUGAGAGAUGGUAAUGGACCAACAACUCCUUUACGUAAUGUUGGGCAGACUGCUGCUACUUCUUACAUUGCAAGGCAUGAGUUUCUUCCAGGAGGAGAUGGAAGGACCACAGCUAGCCCACAUGGACGGCACAGUGGAUCAAACAUAAGUGAUGGAGGUGGUGACCGUUGGUCCAGUGGACAACCCAGAGAAAGGUUUAAUGUUGACCACAAGAGAGAUAGAUUUGAUAAUUAUCAGCGCCAACCAGGUCCUGGUUCAGGGUCUGGUUAUCAUCGAGACAGAGACAGAAAUCAUCGCAUGCUAGAUAAAAGAAGAUUUCAUCAAGGUCCAACAAAUUAUGGUCAUUAUGGACCACCGUUUGGGCCAGCUCCUGUUUACCCUCCAGGCGAAAUAACACCUCAUUUUCCACGAGAGAGGUUUCCAGUACCACCACUGGGUGUUGGUGGUCCUCCUGGUGGCCCAGGAAGUGGAUUUCCUGAUUGGCGGGGGAAUAAGGAGAGGGACUAUCGUAGAGAUUAUGACAGGAGGCCACCUCCCACAAAUUCGUAGUAGUGCUUCAAGUUGUGCGAAUGCAGCCGAGUGUAGUGUUUGGUGAAUCAUUUGUCCACUGUACAUAAUAAUGCAGCUUGUGGACAUAAUCAUGUGUACAGUUACUGAUAACUGAUGUAAGAUAUUGUGUGAAAUGAGCUUCCUAGAAGUAUUUGCAAUGAACAAUAUUGUAUAAAGGUGUUGGUUUACAAACUAUAUACAUGUUGUUCCUGGCCGGAAUUAAGAAAGAAUCAUAAGGAUUAUUUGACAUUUGAGAAAGGCUGUACGAGUGUAGUAUGUAUUGUGCUUAUUACAACAAUCUGUACAGUUACAGUACUUGUUAAAAAUGCAGACAUACUGUUGGAGAAGUUUUAGAAAUCAUGUCUGACACCAUUGGAUAGUUUUAUAUUUCAUUUCUCAGGAGGUACUUACACUGUAGUGAUUAAGAUGAUGAGAGUUCAUCAUAGUAAUUAAUAUUUGAUCUUUUCUUUUCAUCACUCGUAAAACUAAAAUCAUAUUUUGGCUUAUGAUGGUUUUACAUUCUUUUAUAUAUGCCAAAUGGUUUUCAGUCACAGUUUCAAACUCUAGUUUUGUGAAUUGUUACAGUCUGUAAAUUAGAUUUAUAAUGUAAACUACUUUAUACGUAAUUGUUUCCAGUGUAUUUCAUUCUUUUCAUGAGGCUGUGGUUAAGAUUUUGAUUUUUUUAUAUUCCUCUCCUCUGCCCCUUCUCAAAAUAUAUAUUAACCGUUUAUUUGUAGCAGACAAGUCUAUAGUUAUGCCUGAACAACGUAGUGCAUUCUUGUUUAUCAUUUAUACAUUUGUCAACAUCUAAUUGAUUUAGAGUUUGGUAAAGAAGGGAAGGAAAAUUUUAAAAGUUAAGCUGUGUAGAUACAUAAAUCAUAAUAUAUUUAUUUUCAAUAACAUGUACAAACUAUAUGACAAAUGAAUAUACUGUAUACUACAAACUAUUUGAGUCUCUGAUUUCUAGUCAGUUCAGGUUAAAACAAGAAAAUUAAAGUAAAAUACAUUUUAUAUUAGUUAUUUUAAAGUCAGAACAUAAAGUAGCAUAAUUUUUCUCUUCUAUACAUUCUCAAAACUUCUGAGAAAUAAUCUCCAUCUUAAUAUGCAUUUUAGGUACCUUAUUAAGACUGUAAGACUCUAGUAAUGCAGCAGUACAACAGACAGCAACACCUGUCUUGUUGCAGCAUUAGGCAAGCUGAGGUAUUCUGUUUGGGAUAUCUCAUUCAGAAACUCUUAACUGUGGAAAAUUUUGAAAACAGAAUCUACAGACAUUUAUUUUCCAACAAAUUAUUCCUUUGCUUUGAAAAUGUGCACAAUAAAAUGACAUUUAUAAAUAUAGAA
Molecule: messenger RNA, 6930 nt
Organism: Cryptotermes secundus
Lineage: Eukaryota; Metazoa; Arthropoda; Insecta; Blattodea; Kalotermitidae
Gene: Chd1
Product: chromodomain-helicase-DNA-binding protein 1
Exons: 24
Coding region: 1-5589 (1862 amino acids)
Biological process (GO): nucleosome organization; regulation of transcription by RNA polymerase II
Cellular component (GO): chromatin; nucleus
Molecular function (GO): histone binding; chromatin binding; DNA binding
Source: RefSeq, a predicted model, not a curated record